Molecule: messenger RNA, 1776 nt
Organism: Debaryomyces tyrocola
Lineage: Eukaryota; Fungi; Ascomycota; Pichiomycetes; Serinales; Debaryomycetaceae
Source: the annotation of a GenBank genome assembly
AUGAUUACUGAUCAUAUAUAUUUUGGGUACGCAAGAGACCCAUUUGUCUACGGGUCAUUGGCGUUAGCCCUAGGUUUCGGAACUGUAUAUUAUUUCAAUAGGUUUAGCAUAUGGAAGACUAUUAGGACCCUGGGAAUAAAAUGCAUACACUCAAAGAAUAAGUUAUUUCAUACCGUUUUCGGACUAUUCUUGGUAUUCCUUAAUAUAUAUGUGUGGGUUUACUUAUCUUCCGGGAGUUUUACUACUCUAACAUAUUUAGGCUCGGACUUCCAUCAGUCACCAUUAACUCUGGCUAUCUUAGACUUAAAGUAUUCCAAGUUCAGUGUGCCAGGGUAUUCUUUCAUAGAAGAGAGAGUACAGUUUGAAUCCACGGAAGACUUUGAAUGUAAUGUUGUUCAAUUCAGUGAUGAAAUGUCCUCAAGCCCGGCAAUUGCUGUAGACGGUGAUUUAAGAAGAGUGAGAAACCAAGCAUUCCAAUUGGCGAACACUGAGUAUCCAAUAGCGAAGAACUGCUUUUUGGACAAAGAUGAUGAAUCUGAGGACGAGAUUCUUCUCAAAAAAUGGGCAAAAUUCUGUGGUAGUAGUGUUUGGUUAUCCAAAUAUGAAGUUCAUUUCUUUGUCAAUAGAAUAGUGUACGCGCAUGAAAACGCAAGAAGCAGGCCCACCAUCAGUCUCAUCGAUGUUCAAAUUUUUGAUCGCGAUUGGAAUGAACUACCUGACUUCAAGAUCCCACUAGCUGACGGGUCAGAGCUUAAUUUCCCGGGUCUUGUUAAGAUUGAUAUAGAUCAAAAUCCUAAGCACAAACUUUCUGUUAUGGGUCCUGAAGACCCUCGUGUUGUACUAAGGAAGUUCACUAACGAUAAAGGCGAGUUGGAAGAAGAACCAGUGAUUAUUUUCAACAUGCGUCGUACCGAAAUUAACUGGAAAAGAGCCAUGCAUUUCUAUAGACCCUUUAACGGUAAUGAUACUAUCAGAUUGUCGUUAAGAGAUUUAAAGCCAAGAUUUCGUGAGAAGAAUUGGGCCCCGUUCUUUGAUGAUAGUGAUCCUGAUAAUAUUUAUUUCAUAUACAAUUUUAAUCCCCUUCGUGUCAUAAAAUGUGGUCUUUCUGACGGUGUGUGUGAUAAGGUUACUGGACCUAGUUUCAUAGAUUCAAAAGCCGACGAAUCAAAGCAUGUCGGUGCAUUAAGAGGAGGAACCAAUCUCAUUCCAAUACCGUCCGACCUUUUACCAAAGCAUCUAUUUUUUAGAAGAUAUUGGUUCGGUAUUGCCAGAUCUCAUAAUAGUGAGUGUGGAUGUUUGAAGGAAAUUUAUAGACCGCACGCAUUUAUAAUAUCCAAAAAUUUGGAGACUGGUGAAUUUACAUUGGACUAUGUAAGCUCUUUGAUGGACUUCAACGUUAUUGCAGAACCAUGGUCCACGGGUCAAGGUAUAUGUAAAGAUGGGAAGAAUGUUUUGAUCCCGAACAGUAUUGCCUAUUGGGAUUAUGUUUUAAAAUCGGAUUCCACAGUUAAACAAGAUUUUAUGGGCAUCACUUUUUCGGAAGCUGAUAGAACAAAUAAAAUGGUCCAUGUAAAAGGAUUUUGGAGCCAUAUAUUGAAAGCUUUGAACAGUAAGGAAAAUGGUCAGGGAUCUCAGUCGAUAGCCAGAAUAAAAGAAUAUUACGCGGGAAAUAAUACUGAGCUCGAGAAUGAAUUGUUAGGAAGAUGUGCUACUUCUUUGGCCGAACAAUAUUGUGAAGACACUGCAAUUACUCAGAACUGGAUUGAUCAGAAUUAA